UUGAGUUGACUGUGUCUAAACCCAUCCUCAAAAUAAGAAAAUCGAAAGGUGAAGCAGUGGGAGAUUAUAGAGAUGACGCUCAAAUUAUACGUAGAUCGUAUGUCCCACCCUUGUCGUGAAGUUAUAAUCUUCUGCAAGUUAAAUGGGAUAGACUUUGAGGAAGUUCAUAUAGAUCUCUCCAAACGCCAGCAAAGGUCUCCUGAAUAUCGAGAAAUUAAUCCCAUCCGGAAAAUACCAGCUAUAAUGGAUGGAAGAUUUAAGCUUUCCGAAAGUCAUGCAAUUCUUAGAUACCUGGCUUGUGCAUUUCCACGAAUUGCAGAUCAUUGGUAUCCAACUGACUUAUACAAAAGAGCAAAGGUCGAAUCUGUGUUGGACUGGCAACGUACUACCUUCCCUAGUGGUUCAGGUGCUUAUAUCAGAGAUUGUGAUUAUUUUCGUUUCCAGUUGGAGUGUGAUAUCUUGCUUGAGUUAAUUUAAUGGUGAAUCUUGGGA
Molecule: messenger RNA, 492 nt
Organism: Solanum verrucosum
Lineage: Eukaryota; Viridiplantae; Streptophyta; Magnoliopsida; Solanales; Solanaceae
Product: glutathione S-transferase T1-like
Exons: 5
Coding region: 73-477 (134 amino acids)
Source: RefSeq, a predicted model, not a curated record